This is a messenger RNA of Pseudoliparis swirei, 7769 nucleotides long. Its product is annotated as microtubule-associated serine/threonine-protein kinase 1-like. Gene Ontology annotation, molecular function: protein binding; ATP binding; magnesium ion binding. The record is from RefSeq and is a predicted model, not a curated record. The transcript is spliced from 27 exons. Bases 801 to 5789 code for a protein of 1662 amino acids. NCBI's taxonomy places the organism in Eukaryota, Metazoa, Chordata, Actinopteri, Perciformes, Liparidae. Gene Ontology annotation, biological process: intracellular signal transduction; peptidyl-serine phosphorylation.
GGCGGACGAGCGGCGGACGCGUGAACGAGACGCGGGACGGAGGGUUCGAGCUGGCGUGCUGUUUCCGCGGCGCGAGGGAGGGACGCGCUGUCCUCGCGCUUCCCGGUGACGCUCACGGGAGCAGACGAUCGGGCUCGCGGACGCAGCAACAACUACGCGGCGCCACGCGCACACGCAUCACGGUGUCAAGAUGAUUGCCCCCGUUGUAUUUUGUUGUUGUUUUGUUUCUUGAGCUCUUUUUUAAACAUUUUUAACACGUUAGUCUUUUCGUGGAGGCGAACGCGCGCGUGAAGGUGGCUCGCGUUUUUGUUGUCUUUUUCUUCUUUCGGGACAGUCUCGCGCAGCAAACAGAAUAACUUGGCUCGCCCGACGUGCUUUGGUCCGCUCGGGCCUCCCCGGUCGCACCCGGUCUCCGGUUGCCCUCUGUGCAAAAUAUCAAGGAUGCUCCGAGAGGGAGCGCGGACCACCGGGACGGCCGCGUGACCCGCACCCCGCGGGACGCGCAGGACACGGUGCACUCGCGGGGCGGAGAGCAUCGGCACCAGCCGGAAUGGGACUGAUUGACACCCGUGUGUUUACCUGGGCUUUUUCGACGUGACACUGCGUGUGUGUGUGUGUGUGUGCGCGCGCCUCUCUGGUCUCCCGAGUGAUCCACGACGCUGCAGCUGCUGCUGUGCGGUUCGGGUGUGAGCCGGUGGAUGCCGCAGCCCUGCCGGGUUGGAACGCAUCUUAAAAGCGAGGCUGCGUGGAGGGGGGGGGGGUGAUAUCGAGGGGAACCCCCCGCCGCGACUCGUCCCGCCAUGGAUGACUCUGGGAUAAUCCGGCGCCGCAGGCUGCAGAAGGAUUUGCCUCUGCCUCGCAAGAACAGCAGUUGCCGUACGAGCAACAGGAAAAGUCUGAUCCUGACCACCACCUCUCCCACGCUGCCUCGCCCACACUCUCCUCUUCCCCUCCCCGGGCACCUCGGAAGCAGCCCCGUGGACAGCCCGCGAAACUUCUCUCCCAGCAACCCGGCUCACUUCUCGUUCGCCUCCUCCAGAAGAGACGGACGCCGAUGGUCGUUAGCGUCUUUGCCUUCCUCUGGAUAUGGAACCAACACCCCGAGUUCGACGUCCUCCAGCUCCUCUCAGGAGCGGCUGCACCAGCUGCCCUUCCAGCCCACCAUGGACGAGCUCCACUUCUUAUCCAAGCACUUUGGCAGCGGCGAGAGCAUCACGGAUGAUGAUGGGGGCCACUGCUCCCCCCACAUGCGCCCGCGCUCCCGCAGUCUCAGCCCAGGACGCUCCUCCUCCUGUUAUGAUAAUGAGAUAGUCAUGAUGAACCAUGUGUACAAAGAGCGCUUUCCAAAGGCCACAGCACAGAUGGAGGGGAGGCUGGCCGAGUUCCUCCAGGCUUUCUCUCCAGAAAACGUUCUUCCACUGGCCGACGGCGUCCUCAGCUUCAUUCACCACCAGAUAGCUGAGCUGUCCAGAGACUGCCUGGAAAAAUCCCGCGAGGGCCUCAUCACCUCCGUCUACUUCUUCGAGCUGCAGGAGAACCUGGAGAAGCUCCUUCAGGACGCCUUCGAGCGCUCGGAGAGCACCGAGGUGGCCUUCGUCACGGAGCUGGCCAAGAAGCUCCUCAUCGCCAUCUCCCGGCCGGCGAGGCUUCUGGAGUGCCUGGAGUUCAACCCCGAGGAGUUUUACCAUCUGCUGGAGGCGGCAGAGGACCACGCCAAGGAGGGUCACCUGAUGAAGACGGACAUUCCUCGUUACAUCAUCAGCCAGCUGGGACUGACCAGGGACCCAAUUGACGAGAUGGUCCACCUGGAUACCUACAACAGCGAGGGACCGCUCACACCCGAGACGGACGACUCGACGGAGGGUAAGAUCAGAGCCAUGAAGCCACCGGAAGAAGCCGACUUCCAGACCAUCAAGCUGAUCAGCAACGGAGCGUACGGUGCCGUGUACCUGGUCCGGCAUCUGGAGACCCGCCAGCGGUUCGCCAUGAAGAAGAUCAACAAGCAAAACCUGAUCCUGAGGAACCAGAUCCAGCAGGCCUUCGUGGAGAGAGACAUCCUCACCUUCGCGGAGAACCCCUUCGUGGUCUCCAUGUUCUGUUCCUUCGAAACCCGCCGGCACCUCUGCAUGGUCAUGGAGUACGUCGAGGGCGGAGACUGCGCCACUCUGCUGAAGAACAUCGGGGCCCUGCCCGUGGAGAUGGCGCGCAUGUACUUCGCGGAGACCGUCCUGGCGCUGGAGUACCUGCACAACUACGGCAUCGUGCACCGCGACCUCAAGCCCGACAACCUCCUCAUCACCUCCAUGGGACACGUCAAGCUCACGGACUUCGGCCUUUCUAAGAUGGGUCUGAUGAGUCUGACCACCAACCUGUACGAGGGACACAUCGAGAAGGACACUCGGGAGUUCCUGGACAAACAGGUGUGCGGGACCCCGGAGUACAUCGCCCCCGAGGUCAUUCUGCGCCAAGGUUACGGGAAGCCGGUGGACUGGUGGGCGAUGGGCAUCAUCCUGUAUGAGUUCCUGGUGGGCUGCGUGCCCUUCUUCGGAGACACGCCGGAGGAGCUGUUCGGGCAGGUCAUUACAGACGACAUCGUGUGGCCAGAAGGAGACGAGGCUCUCCCUCUGGACGCCCAGCACCUGAUCUCCUCCCUGCUGCAGACCAAUCCUCUGGCUCGCCUGGGCACAGGUGGUGCUUUUGAAGUGAGGCAGCACUCCUUCUUCGGGGAGGUGAACUGGAACAGCCUGCUGAGGCAGAAGGCCGAGUUCAUCCCUCACCUCGAGUCGGAGGAAGACACCAGCUACUUUGACACCCGAUCCGAUCGCUACCACCACGUUCAGUCUUACGACGAGGACGACACCAACGACGACGAGCCCGUGGAGAUCCAUCGCUUCUCGUCCUGCUCCCCUCGAUUCAGCAAGGUGUACAGCAGUAUGGAGCAGCUGUCCCAGCUGGAGCACAAAGCGCCUGGCGUGACGCUCCGGGAGCACAAGCUGCCCAGAGAGGACCGGGUGGCCAAGAGGGAGAGUCUGGGCAGCCUCACCCUCCGAGACAAGAGCUGGAGGGCCGGCUCGCCUGAGAUGAAGCGCCUAUCCUGCUCCGAGUCGUCCUUCACGGAGAGCGACUACAGCCCGCCGUCGGGGGCCCGGAGACGCUUCUCCGCCCUCAUGGACACGCACCGCCUGGCCUCCGCCCUGGAGGUGGACUCCGAGCUGCCCGCCCCCAGCAGGCAGCCUCCGGUGACCACCAGGGGGAUGUCUCUGGAAGGAUCCCCGGGCGCCGUGGCCCCCCCGUCUCAGGGCGACCCGAGGACGCUCCUUAAGGACGGCAACGCGCUCACGGCUGGAGAGAAGGUGUUGAGACCGGCCGAUGCGCAGGCGCCUCCAUUGGGGAGCGCCGCUGUCCUGGGGCUCCCGGACCCACAGGGGCCCCACGGGGCCGCCACCGACCUGGUGCUGCGGCGGGUCCGCCACCAGCAGCUCUCGGCCGAAGGAGAGAAGCGUAACGCGCGACCCGGGACCAAAGUCAUCAAAUCAGCGUCGGCGACGGCGUUGUCCAUCGUCAUUCCUGCAGUGGAGCAACAUGUCGCCUCCCCGCUGGCGAGCCCCAUGUCUCCUCGCUCGCUCUCGUCCAACCCGUCCUCCCGGGACUCCUCCCCCAGCAGGGACUACUCCCCCGUGGUCAACAUCCUGCACUCUCCCAUCACCAUCCACCGCUCGGGGAAGAAGUACGGCUUCACGCUGCGAGCCAUCCGAGUCUACAUGGGAGACAGCGACAUGUACAGCCUGCACCACAUGGUCUGGCAUGUGGAGGACGGGGGUCCCGCCCAGGAAGGCGGUCUCAGCGCCGGUGACCUCAUCACUCACGUAAACGGGGAAUCGGUGCACGGGCUGGUCCACACAGAGGUGGUGGAGCUCAUCCUGAAGAGUGGAAGCAAGGUGACAGUGACGACUACUCCAUUUGAAAACACCUCGAUAAAAGUGGGUCCUGCCCGUAAAUCCAGCUAUAAAUCCAAGAUGGUUCGACGCAGCAAGAGGACAGGAGCCAAGGAGGCACCCGAGAAGAAGAGAAGCUCCCUCUUCAGGAAAAUCACCAAGCAGUCCAACCUGCUGCACACCAGCAGGAGCCUCUCCUCUUUGAACCGCUCCCUGUCAUCUGGAGACAGCCUGCCGGGCUCCCCCACCCACAGCCUCUCCGCCCGCUCGCCCACGCAGAGUUACCGCUCCACCCUCACCGAGUCCCCUUCCAUGGGCACCUCCUCCCAGAGCAGCUCCCCGGCCUCCAGCACCCCCAACUCCCCCGCGGCCUCCCACCACAUGAGGCCCAGCUCCCUCCACGGCCUGUCUCCCAAACUCCAUCGGCAGUACCGCUCGGCCCGCUGCAAGUCUGCCGGCAACAUCCCGCUCUCCCCCCUGGCUCACACCCCCUCCCCGACCACCUCCUCUCCCCCCCCCCUCUCCGGCCACACGGCGGGGAGCUCCAACACCACGCAGACGUUCCCCGCCAAGCUGCACUCCUCGCCGCCCGUCGCCCGACCCCGGCCCAAAAGCGCCGAGCCGCCCCGGUCCCCGUUACUGCAACGGGUGCAGUCGGCGGAAAUGCUGGGGGCCCCGAUUCUGCCGUCGUCGUCCUCCUCGUCGGCGUCGCCGUCCCCUCUGACCGGCGGCGUGUCGCUGCGCAAGCACAGCCUGGAGGUGUCGCACGGCGACUACCGGAGGGACUCGUUCCACUGCGAGCACAGCCUGCAGAGCCUGCUGGAGAUGGAGGGGGAGAACGGGCCCGCCCCCCCGUCUCCUUCCUCCUCCUCCUCGCCCUCGCCUCCCAUGGGAGGGGAGAUCGGAGGCUUCAAGUCUGCGAGGAGGCUGGGCCGGCAGGAGUCGCCGCUCAGCCGCGACACCCUGCUCCCGCCGAGAGAGAAAGCGACGCAGACCGCCGCCGCGGCGACAAAAGCCGAGGCCGAGACCAGCGGUGUUGACGCGAGGAAAACCUCGGCUGAGGUUCUGAAGAAUAACUCGGCUGCGGCUGCGGCUGCGGCUGCUUUGAAGGCGAGUACAGCGCUGGUUUCUUCCCCCGCGGAGGCCAAGCCGAGCCCAGGGGACCGAGCUCAAAAGGCAGGAAGUGGUCAGGCGACUGCCGCCAAGAGUCCAGUUGGCGAGAAGACUCCGGCGCCAUGGAGGGGCCUUCAGCAGAGUGACGCCGGGCCUGCCACCAGAAGUCAGGAGAACACGGAGGAGAAAGGGGCCGUGCAGAAGGUUUCGUCCUCAGAGCAGUCCAAGCCGCCGCGUAAAGGCGCAGAGGCGGCGGAGAAGGGAGGCGGCGAGGAAACGCCCGAGGCGACGAAGGUCAAGGGACCCGCCCCCCCGAUUCCCACCCAGGUUCAAACCCACGCCAGAUCCAAAACCGAGAAGGUGCCGAACGGGGCCAAGGAGGCGCGAGCGGCGCACCUGGAGGUCCUGGAGGAGAACCCGGCUUCGCCCCGUUCUGGCGCGGCUCCGACGCCGCCGGCGCCGCCCUGCGUGGGCCGGUGCCGCCCCACAUCGCCGGCGGACAAAGCCGGCUUCGUCACGCAGCUCACGAGCGCGGCCAAGACGGCGCUCGGGCCCAUGAAGGCGGGGUCGCAAGAGGGCGCCAGGGCGAGCGGCGCCUCCAAGCCGGGCGACGAGAAGCGCGGCGGCGCGGCGGGGAAAGCCGAGUCCUCGUCCGGGCGCCGCGGCUCCGGCGCUCAGGCGGCGGCCGCGGCGCCGGCGCCCGAUAAAGGAAACGCCCGCGGCUCCAAGCAUCACUCGUGAUCGGAGCGCAGCGCCUUCUCCCGAAUGAGCAGAACCUUCUGAGCGGGCGGGAGACGGGAACACGCCGACGAAGAAACUCCACGUCGAUGACGAGCGACGCGUAGAACGCGAGAUGUAGAACAAAGAUGCGUCGGCCACGUUGGCAAAAUGGGCGUCGCACGUGGUAUCGUAACGUAGGCCUGUGUAUGUGCUGUGUGUUCAAUGUUCUGUAAAUAAAGGGGGCGGGGCUAUGUCUUAAUGCAUGCACACGGAAAAAUGUAAGAUAUUUAAAAAAGGAGAGACAAAAAAUAAUAUAUAUGUAGACGACCUGAAGGUGGUGAACACUGUGAACAACCAGCUGGUCGCUGUGUGUGAAGAAAUGGGCGUGACUCUCUUGGGAUCAGCUCCAGUGACGCCCUGCAGUUAGUCGGAAGAACGCGCGCUGUAGUCCAGGGACUGAGGUCAAGGGUCAAGGUCGUGACCCCAAAACACGCGACAGGAACCCGGACCGAGAGACGUCAAAGCACUUCACGUGUUUAAGGGCUGAAUUUAAGACUGGAAAGAGGGAGACGGAGAGAUGAACUCGCACAGGGACACUAUGCAAUGCCACUUUCUUUUGUAUUUUAUUUAUUAUUAAUUAUUUAUUUAUGUUGUACCCCCCCCCCCCCUCUCCACUCCCAAUUGCCAAGUUUACAUUGUGCUCCAGACGAGGAUAGUCGGGGGGGGAAAAGUAAGGGAUGCAGUAAGCCAAGCAAACACGCAGUAAGCCAAGCAAACACAUCAUAAAAACAUGCACCGCAGCCUCACCCCGGUUCGUAUGGAUGUGAAUGAAUGCUGGUGGUGGGGGAGGGGCCGUAGGCGCUGAUUGGCUGCCACGCUUCCGUCAGUCUGCCCCAGGGCAGCUGUGGCUACUGAUGUAGCUUACCACCACCGGGAUGACUGUGUGUGUGUAUGACUACUGGACUCUGAACUGUAAAGCAACUUCGAGUGUCUUGAGAAGCGCUAUAUAAAAUAAAUGAUUAUUAUUAUUAUUUUGUUGUUGAUGUCAUUGUUGUUGUUUUAAACGUUGUCUCCAAUGAUCGUAGUGGAAAAAAUGUUGCAAUUGUAUAUUUUAGGCUGUCAAGUGAACACUAGUGUGUCAGGUGAGGAGGCAGAGAGGUCACAGCAUAGAGUAGAUGCUCACUCACGCGUUUCUAUUUAUGCACCGUGUGUGUGUGUGUGUGUGUGUGUGUGUGUGUAACGUCACGUGUGAGGGAGAGUGCCAGUCUUUUUGUUUCGGGGAUGAUGAUGUGGGUUUUUGUUGUUAAAUGUAUAAUAAUAUGCAAUCCAACAGUGCCCAGUGUGACGCAUCGAGCCCCCUGCGCAGCGGUACUGACCACACCCUGGACAGGAGGGGGCGUGGUUUGCUCUCGGGUGUUCAGACCCUGGUAGUUUUGCGAGACCCGGCUGAGACCGCCACCUUGUGGAUGACGUCACACCUACACCGAAAGUACCCGAGGUGCAUCACUCUUUUGCUAAAGGAUCACGUCGAGAUCAAGAACGACGACGCGGUCAUCGGACAUUUGGAACUGUGUGUGUGGUGUGUGAUGUGAGAAAAUUGCACUUUAUUUUGCGUGGAAUUUAGUUUGUAUUAUUAUUAUUUUCUGGUCUUGUAUAUUUAUUUGAGUAUUUUUCUAUUUGUUCUAUUUAUAAAAGUUUUUAUCUUUUUUUUUACACCGGUUUGUGAAUUUCUGCUUCACUACUAACAUUAGAUAUUUAUACAUUUUACAUUUAGAAAUCUACCAAAAUAUGUGUGACUACCCUCGACGCUCAUAUUUCUGUCAAGUCCAUCUUUGUCCCCGUGUUUGAUUCAUUUUUUUUCAUUUUUUCUUUUUCUUAGAGCAACACUGAUCUCUGACUGUUGUCCAUUAUAUUGCUAAAUAUUUACUAGCCACCGUUGUGAAAAAAAACAAUGCAAAAAGCCUUUAGUGCAGAAAUGUAAUAAAAAGCAGAGAAACCCCU